This is a messenger RNA of Cheilinus undulatus (humphead wrasse), 1712 nucleotides long. RefSeq names its product gastrula zinc finger protein XlCGF8.2DB-like. Gene Ontology annotation, cellular component: nucleus. Lineage: Eukaryota; Metazoa; Chordata; Actinopteri; Labriformes; Labridae. The transcript has 2 exons. Bases 118 to 1149 code for a protein of 343 amino acids. Gene Ontology annotation, molecular function: RNA polymerase II cis-regulatory region sequence-specific DNA binding; DNA-binding transcription factor activity, RNA polymerase II-specific. Gene Ontology annotation, biological process: regulation of transcription by RNA polymerase II. The record is from RefSeq and is a predicted model, not a curated record.
GUUCUGAGCACAGUUAGCAUGUUUGGACGAUGCGGCGUCUUUUGAGAGCAGAGUGAUCAUAGAAAAGUAUUCAGAGCUGACUUUCGUUUCCUUCCUUGACUCUUGGAUGUUUGUGAAAUGUCCCAGCUGGAUCUUUCAGAGGAACCACAGGAACUGUGGAGCAGUCAAAAUGAGGAGCACCUUGAAGGUCCAGGGAAGUCUGAUAUCAUCAAGUUCACUUUUGCUCCUGCCCCUGUAAAGAGUGAAGCUAAUGCAGAGAAUCCUGAGUCAUCACAGCUUCAUCAACGACAAAAUGAACAGAUGGAAACAGGAGCUCACGAAGAAGAGUGUGGAGGACCAGAUGCAGCCAGGCAAUUUGAUCCAGAGAGAGAUUUACUAUCAGAGAUUGAGGUCAAGAUUGAAGACUCCUCUGAACCUGAUACUGAUGACAGCACUGACUGGGGGGAGAUGACAGAGCACCAGUCGGGUUUAAACUCAGUGGAAAACGUCAACAAUAAAAGAUCGAAGACUGAUAAGAAAUCCCACAGCUGCUCUGAGUGUGGUAAAGUGUUUUACCAAAAAAGUCAUCUUAGAGAUCACAUGAGAAUUCACACUGGAGAGAAACCCUUCAGCUGCCCUGAAUGUGGUAAAAGAUUUAUACAACAGGGAAGUAUGACUGUCCACAUGAGAACUCACUCAGGAGAGAAACCAUUUUGCUGCUCUGAGUGUGGUAAAUGUUUUAGAUACAAAGAUUAUUUGACACAACAUAUGAGAACUCACACAGGAGAAAAACCUUUCAGCUGCCCUGAGUGUGAUAAAAGCUUUUUCCAAAAGGUUUAUUUGACAGAACAUAUGAACACUCACACAGGAGAGAAACCCUUCAGCUGCCCUGUGUGUGGCAAAACAUUUACCCAUAAAGGAAGUAAGUUCAAACACAUGAGAAUUCACUCAGAAGACAAACCCUUUGGUUGCGCUGUGUGUGGUAAAAAAUUUACCCAAAAAGGAACUAUGAUAAGUCACGUGAGAACUCACACAGGAGAAAAACCCUUCGGCUGCACUGAGUGCAGUAAACGAUUCAACAAAAAAGACCAUCUAACAAGACAUUUGAGAACUCACACUGAAGAGAAACAAACAGUCGAAAAAAAAAACCUUCAUCUGUACUGUUUGUGACCAAAGGUUUCCUUGGUUUUAUCACUUAAGAGUUCACAAGUGUGUUGGUGGUGCUCCAGAGUCACUUCACAACCAAACUGAGGAGAAAAGAGGCACAGAAACUGGAGCUGAUGCAGAGGACUGUGGAGGAGCAGAAGCAGGAACAUAGGUAUAAAGAGUAAUUUAAAACCUGACAGCUUUUCUGAACCUGAGGCCAAAGACUGAGACGUUUCAGCCCAGCUCAUUGUCUUAAACUUUGAACCUAUACUGUAUGUCAUAGUUGACCAUAUAAAAAGAUACAAAACCAAUCAAGCAAACAGCCCUCCUUUUAGCCAUGGUGUGCAACAGCUUUUCUAUAGUAAUAUAAAAUGGGAACUGUAGUGACUUUAUAAUUCAUGCUAAGUCAAUCACUGCAUUUCUGGUCUUUAAAAAGUUAAGAUGCCUUAAAUAAUUUAUAAAUGUGGUGUGUGCUAUGAAAUUAUUUCCCUUUUUUAAUAAGAUGCAUGUUUAAUUUAAUUUAAUUGUAUGUAUUUAAGGUUGUUUUGUAAUCAUUCAAUAGUCAAACAAUAUGAAGAAUAUCUUUA